AAAUACUAUUUAAAAUAGUAACAAACGACAUACGUUUAUUUUCAAUGUUGAACUUAAUACUAAAUGUAAUAUUAAUACUUUCAAUGUAUAGAAAAAAAGUUACUCAAAUUAAAUUAUUUAACAGCUUAUAUGCUUAAAAUUUCUAAAUUGUUAAGAGUAGCACAGUUUAUUAUGGGUAAAGGUAGCAGAGAAGGAUUGUUUUAUGCAGUUCGCCGAGGAAGAGUCCCUGGGGUUUAUUUCACCUGGCCAGACUGUGAAGCACAAGUGAAAAAAUUUCCUAAUGCUUCAUUCAAGAAAUUCGGAACAGAGGAAGAGGCUUGGAGUUUUGUCCAGAAUGAAGCCUCGGGAGGUUCAAAAAUCAGCAAAGCUUUAGAACUUGUUUCAAGUUUUAAAAUUCCUUUGAAUCUGAAUGGGAGCAACGCUGUCACCACACCCGCCAACAAGAAACGAAAUAGUGAUGUUAUUGAUCUCACAUUCGAUGGUGUUGAAAACUGCAGUAUUGGCUCUGUUGAAAUGGUACAACCUCCAACAAAACGUCGCAGAGUUUUGCCACCAGGGGUAAGCCUUGAAAGUUUGAAGUUAAAUCCAGAUGAACUGGUACAUGUUUAUACAGAUGGAGCAUGUAGUUCAAAUGGUCGGCGUGGAGCAAGAGCAGGAAUAGGGGUUUUUUGGGGUGCUGACCAUCCACUAAAUGUAAGUGAAAGACUCCCAGGAAGGCAGACUAACAACAGAGCUGAAAUACAUGCUGCUGUUCGGGCACUGGACCAAGCUCAGUCACUUGGGCUGAAAAACCUUGUUCUUUAUACAGAUAGUGCAUUCCUUAUUAAAGGUAUUACCAUGUGGAUCAAAAAGUGGAAACGUAACGGUUGGAAAUUAACGACUGGAGAAAGUGUUAAGAACCAGGAAGACUUUGAAGCUUUGGAUGAAGUUUUGAAGGGGCUUAAUGUCAAAUGGAUACAUGUCAGAGGUCAUCGUGGUAUCCAUGGUAAUGAAGCAGCUGACAGACUGGCUGUAGCAGGAAUGGAUAAAUAAAUAAGGCCUAAGAGAUAACAUCUAAAAUUUUAAGAUCAACAGUGCUUUGGGAGUCCUUGUCACCAACAUUUAAUAGAAUGGUAUCAGUCAACAGUGCUUUGGGAGUCACUUGUCACCAACAUUUAAUAGAAUGGUAUCAGUCAACAGUGCUUUGGGAGUCGCUUGUCACCAACAUUUAAUAGAAUGGUAUCAGUCAACAGUGCUUUAGAAGUCGCUUGUCACCAACAUUUAAUUGAAUGGUAUCAGUCAACAGUGCUUUGGGAGUCGCUUGUCACCAACAUUUAAUGAAUGGUAUCAGUCAACAGUGCUUUGGGAGUCGCUUGUCACCAACAUUUAAUAGAAUGGUAUCCAUCUUCUGAGCUACCAGUAUCUUUUUAAUUCCUAGGUAUUUCAGAUUAAAGAAAAUUGGAUCCAAUUGUUAAGAAAAUUAUCAUACAUAACACAAAUUAUCAGAAAAUGGGAUUCCAGGAAAUUAUUCCUACCCUGCUUCAUCAACCAUGAUAACUUUACUGUCAUUGUUGCCAAAAUGAAAUGUUCCUGAACAGGUAUGGGUUAGUUCUUGUUGUUACUGUUUGAGAUUUACUUUGAGGAAGAUUCUAAGAAUGAUUCGUCUUUAGACUGAUAUCAAGAAUAAUCAAAGAGAAAAACUAAGUUACUAGGUUUCUUAAUUUUUUUUGCUCAUCACGAUCGUAUUUUUUGUGAGAAUGGUAAUCACAAGUGUUUGUAUCAUGUGACACAAUAUAUGUUUUAAAAUAAAAAGAUAGUGUAUUCAACAGUUUGAUAUGUUUGUUACAAAUUAACUGAUGUCUUAUUGUAUUAAAGAUGUAAAACAAUUCUGGCAUAAAACUGGAGUAAAAUGUAUGAAGUCUUUUAAACCUUUUACCACAAAUUGUGGAUCCUAGUUUUAGUGACUUCUUAAACAUGAUCUUUAAAUGUAUCCAUUGUUAAAUAUAUUAUUACAAAAAAUUUAAAUUCAUGUUGAAAGUCGUAAUGGAAAUAAAAAUAUUAGAUAAAAUU
This is a messenger RNA of Limulus polyphemus (Atlantic horseshoe crab), 2049 nucleotides long. It is a transcript of the gene rnh1, whose product is annotated as ribonuclease H1-like. Gene Ontology annotation, biological process: DNA replication, removal of RNA primer. The record is from RefSeq and is a predicted model, not a curated record. Gene Ontology annotation, molecular function: RNA-DNA hybrid ribonuclease activity; nucleic acid binding; magnesium ion binding. The transcript has 10 exons. NCBI's taxonomy places the organism in Eukaryota, Metazoa, Arthropoda, Merostomata, Xiphosura, Limulidae. Bases 130 to 1032 code for a protein of 300 amino acids.